GCGCCGGCCAAGAGGCAGAAGUCAGCGGAGUAUCCACCGCUUGGAAUGCCGGGGGAGGGAGUCGGGCUUCCCAGCAUCCUUUGCCGAGCUCCGUGGGUGACAGGGGGGAGUGUCUGCGCGUGCGCACUUACGGGAGGGAGGCUCCGAUCGCUCGCCCCGGGUUCGGUUUUCCCAGGGAGGUGCGGCUGAAGCACCAGCGGAGCGAGACAUGGCGGAGAGCGUGUGCAUCGCAGGCGGACCCAGUAAAGAUCCAUAAAAAUCCAGUGCUGAUCACAGUGACUUCAAAACAGAUUUUUAAAGAAGAGAAUGCUUAAAUGAAGAGAUACUGUGCUUGAAACCUAUAAUUUGUGAGAGCUCCGGAGAAGAUGGCUUAUGUUAACCUAAAGGAAAUUGCACUAAUAGUUGGAGUGGUGGCAGCUUGCUAUUGGAACAGCCUGUUUUGUGGCUUUGUUUUUGACGACGUUUCAGCCAUUUUGGACAACAAAGAUUUGCAUCCUUCUACUCCUUUAAAAAAUCUCUUCCUGAAUGACUUCUGGGGGACUCCUAUGUCUGAGGAGCGAAGUCACAAGUCAUACAGGCCGCUCACUGUGCUCACGUUCCGUUUGAACUACCUGUUCAGCGAGUUAAAUGCUGUCUCUUACCACUUCCUGAACGUCAUCUUCCAUGCAGCUGUUUGUAUUGUCUUCCUCAAGGUCUGUAAGCUUUUCUUGGACAACAGGAGCAGUUUGGUUGCUUCCUUACUCUUUGCAGUGCAUCCAAUACACACUGAAGCGGUAACUGGUGUAGUGGGCAGAGCAGAGCUUCUCUCCUCCAUCUUUUUCCUAGCUGCUUUUUUGUCAUAUACCAGGUCCAGAGGUCCAGAAAACACGAUUGUGUGGACUCCUAUUGCAGUGACUGUGUUUCUGGUGGCUGUGGCAACAUUAUGUAAGGAACAAGGAAUAACAGUGGUGGGAAUCUGUUGUGUCUAUGAAGUAUUUAUAGCUCAAGGGUAUACCUUGCCUAUUCUUUGGGAUACAGUGCUACAGAUUCUCCGAGGCAAAGGCAGCAUUCCUUACUGUAUGCUCCAAAUGCUGUUGAAGCUGAUAGUUCUGAUGUUCAGUACUCUGCUUCUUGUUGUGAUCAGAGUCCAGGUCAUUCAGUCGCAGUUGCCAGUGUUUACAAGGUUUGAUAACCCAGCUGCCGUCAGUCCAUCUCCUGCAAGGCAGCUGACUUUCAACUACCUCCUUCCUGUGAAUGCCUGGCUGCUUCUUAAUCCCUCAGAAUUGUGUUGUGAUUGGACGAUGGGCACCAUACCUUUGGUAGAAUCUCUUCUAGACAUCAGAAAUGUUGCCACCAUCGCCUUCUUCUGCUUUUUGGGAACAUUGCUCAUCUUCAGUCUCCGCUAUGCUGGAGAUUCUUCCAAGACUGUGUUGAUGGCACUUUGUUUAAUAGUGUUGCCAUUCAUCCCAGCCUCCAACCUUUUUUUUCCUGUUGGCUUCGUAGUAGCAGAGCGAGUGUUGUAUGUUCCCAGCAUGGGAUUCUGCAUGCUAGUAGCCCAUGGGUGGAAAAAGCUCUCAAGCAACAGUGUCCUAAGAAAGCUAUCCUGGGUUUGCCUCUCUCUGGUGCUGUUUAUCCAUGCCUUAAAAACCUUGCACAGGAACUGGGACUGGGAAUCAGAAUAUACACUGUUCAUGUCUGCCUUGAAGGUAAAUAAGAACAAUGCUAAACUCUGGAAUAAUGUGGGCCAUGCUUUGGAAAAUGAAAAGAAUUUUGAAAGGGCAUUGAGAUUCUUCAUACAAGCCACCCAAGUGCAACCUGAUGAUAUUGGUGCCCACAUGAAUGUAGGAAGGACUUAUAAAAACUUAAACAGAACCAAAGAAGCUGAAGAAUCUUACCUGAUUGCAAAAUCAUUGAUGCCACAAAUUAUUCCAGGUAAAAAAUACGCUGCCCGAGUCGCUCCUAACCACCUGAAUGUUUAUAUCAAUCUUGCAAACCUGAUUCGAGCGAAUGAGUCUCGCCUUGAAGAAGCAGACCAGUUAUAUCGCCAAGCCAUUAGCAUGAGGCCAGACUUCAAACAGGCGUACAUAAGCAGGGGCGAACUGCUUCUGAAAAUGAACAAACCUCUGCAAGCCAAGGAAGCAUACCUUCGAGCCCUCGAACUGGAUAGGAGCAAUGCAGACCUGUGGUAUAACUUGGCAAUUGUUUACAUUGAACUGAAAGAUCCGACGGAAGCUCUGAAGAACUUCAACAGGGCAUUAGAACUGAAUCCUAGUCAUAAACUAGCACUAUUUAAUUCUGCACUACUAAUGCAAGAAUCCGGUGAUGCUAGACUUAGGCCAGAAGCUAAGAAAAGACUUCUAAAUUAUGUGAAAGAAGAGCCUCAUGAUGCAAAUGGCUAUUUCAACUUGGGCAUGCUUGCAAUGGAUGACAAAAAAGAUGCUGAGGCAGAAACCUGGAUGAAAAAAGCCAUAAAGCUGCAGCCGGGCUUCCGAAGCGCUCUGUUCAAUUUGGCCCUGCUUUAUUCCCAGACUGCAAAGGAGUUGAAAGCUUUGCCAGUUCUGGAAGAGCUGCUAAGAUACUACCCUGAUCAUACCAAAGGUUUGAUCCUGAAGGGAGACAUUUUGAUGAACCAAAAGAAAGAUAUACGGGGAGCUAAGGAGUGUUUUGAAAAGAUUCUGAAAAUGGACCCUAACAACGUACAAGGGAAGCACAACCUUUGUGUGGUUUAUUUUGAGGAGCGGGACUUGAUCAAAGCGGAGAAGUGUUUGGUGGAGACUCUGGCCUUAGCGCCGCAUGAGGAAUACAUCCAGCGUCACUUGAGCAUAGUCCGAAGUAAAAUCGCUUUGCUCGGUACCGGAGAAGCAGCUACCAUUCCCUCGGAAAAGACGACAGCUUCAGAGGGAGGGAAAACUCCUCCUGAAGACUUGAAAGGGGCAAAAAAUGAAAACUUGAAAGUGGCCAAAAAUGAACAGAGGAGCUCUCGGACCACAAACAGUGACAGCAACAAAGGGCAGGCGAAGCCCAAGAAACAAGGGGAGAAGAACACCACAGACAAAGAGACGAAAAAGAAGUCUACAAAAGAAAUCAAAGACAUUGAGAAAAAAAGGGUUGCCGCUCUGAAAAGACUAGAAGAGAUUGAGCGUAUUUUGAAUGGUGAAUAAUUUCUUGGGAAUACCUCCAGUGCCGGUGGUUUUUUGCACCUACUUCUGAGGUUCUGUGCGCCUGUGCGUCUUAUGUUCAGUCGGUAUGACUACUAGGCAGCUUUUGAAUUUGGAAAGAAUACUGAAACCAUAUCAUCUUUAAAAA
Molecule: messenger RNA, 3285 nt
Organism: Podarcis raffonei (Aeolian wall lizard)
Lineage: Eukaryota; Metazoa; Chordata; Lepidosauria; Squamata; Lacertidae
Gene: TMTC3
Product: transmembrane O-mannosyltransferase targeting cadherins 3
Exons: 15
Coding region: 366-3140 (924 amino acids)
Biological process (GO): protein O-linked glycosylation via mannose
Cellular component (GO): endoplasmic reticulum
Molecular function (GO): protein binding; mannosyltransferase activity
Source: RefSeq, a predicted model, not a curated record